This is a messenger RNA of Caenorhabditis elegans, 834 nucleotides long. It is a transcript of the gene F40A3.2, whose product is annotated as EGF-like domain-containing protein. The record is from RefSeq and is marked reviewed. The transcript is spliced from 4 exons. NCBI's taxonomy places the organism in Eukaryota, Metazoa, Nematoda, Chromadorea, Rhabditida, Rhabditidae. The coding region runs from base 20 to 712 and encodes 230 amino acids.
GUAAUUGCUGCAGCAGAAAAUGCUUCGGAGGAUUCUUCUCUCCGCUAUACUAAUUGUUUUAGUAGCCUGCGUUCUCCGCAAGAAGAAGCCAUGUAUCAAUGGAACUCCUGAAGGUGACCGCUGUUACUGUAUCGAAGGCUGGACGGGUACACUAUGCCAUCGCAAAAUGUACUGUUCUGGAUUCGAACGCCUUCAGAAUGGAAGUUGUAUUGAGUGUGAACUCGGAUGGGCGGGUACCGAUUGUGACAUCAUUGACUGUCAUGGAAAUGGAAUGCCAAAUUAUGACUUGACCGAAUGCACGUGUACCGUACCAUAUUCUGGAAAGUAUUGCGAGAUUGCUGACACUAAAGAUAUUUACAAAUGGUACAAUAACUUCACGUCAAGCAUCGGUCCUAUUGGAAUUUUAACAAUUAUUCCAUUGGCUUUGAUUUAUAUGUGUUGUGAGCACUUUGCCAAGAAGCGUCAGCUCCGUCGUGUUGAGCAACAUCUAAAUGGUGUCUAUAUUACCACCGGAAGAAAACAGGUUGACAAAAUGCUUGUCAAGGGUCUCCUUGAAGCAUCCGACGAUGAAAAAUCCGUGAAGUCAGUGAAAAUAGCAGCGGAUUCUGGAAAAGAGGACAAGGACAAAGAAGAAGAAGAAGUCAUAAAAAUGAGAAAUUCAGCAACGACCAGCGAGAAGAAGGCUCUGCUCGCCGAUCCUGCCGAUAUGUAAUGUAUAUGAUUUUGGUUCAACAAUCUGUGAUCUUCUGACCUUGCAUAUUUUUUUUUGGUUUUCUGUUUAUUUAGUGAAGUUUCUUUAAAAAAAAUCAUAAUAAAUAAAUACAUUUUACGACU